This is a messenger RNA of Pecten maximus, 3291 nucleotides long. RefSeq names its product 5-oxoprolinase-like. Gene Ontology annotation, cellular component: cytosol. The record is from RefSeq and is a predicted model, not a curated record. NCBI's taxonomy places the organism in Eukaryota, Metazoa, Mollusca, Bivalvia, Pectinida, Pectinidae. Gene Ontology annotation, molecular function: 5-oxoprolinase (ATP-hydrolyzing) activity. Gene Ontology annotation, biological process: glutathione metabolic process.
GUUGUGUUGUUCCUGUGCUGCAAUAAGUUGACUUUUUCAGAAAUAAUAUUUCUUUGCUGUUUAUUCUUAUUUAAGAGGUGAUUGUGCAAUUUUAUUUAUUCUGUAGUGAGUAAGUGACACAAAUACAAACAAUCAGAAAAUCAAUACUGACGAAACGGACGUACGACGGUACGUGAACGUGGGGAAACAGGUGAAUAACAAGAACGUGAGAUCAGUAUUAUUAGAUGUCAGCAGAACAGGACAGAACUGUACAAAGUGAGAUUUGAAAUGGCGAACAGGUUCCAGUUUGCAAUUGAUCGCGGUGGCACUUUUACUGAUAUCUGGGCUAGAUGUCCCGGAGGUAAAGUGAAGGUGAUGAAGCUGCUGUCUGUUGACCCUAAAAACUAUCCUGAUGCCCCAAGGGAAGGAAUUCGCCGCAUCAUGGAAGAGGUAGGGGGGUGUGUCCUCCCACCAGAAGAACCACUAGACUCUUCCCAAAUUGACUGGAUCAGGAUGGGGACGACUGUGGCUACUAAUGCUUUGUUGGAGAGGAAAGGGGAACCUAUGGCCCUGGCAAUUACCAAGGGUUUUAAAGACCUCCUCCACAUCGGUAACCAGGCACGCCCUAACAUCUUUGAUCUGGAAAUCGUGUCACCGGACCAGCUGUAUGAAGAAGUGAUAGAGGUUGAGGAGAGGGUUGUGUUCCAGCAGGAGAAGUGUGAGAUCAAGAAAGGCUGUACCGUUGUUACUGGUACGACCGGUGAAAAGUUGGAGGUUUGGAACACUGUUGAUGUGACAAGAUUACGACAGGACUUACAGCGACUAUUAGACAGAGGAAUUCGGAGUCUGGCUGUUGUCCUACUUCACUCCUACACAUUUGCAGAUCAUGAAAAUGAGGUUGGACGCGUGGCAAGGGAGAUGGGUUUCCACCAGGUGUCACUGUCAUCAGAUGUCAUGCCGAUGGUGAGAGUUGUCCCACGAGGUUACACAGCGUGUGCUGAUGCCUACCUGACACCAUGCAUCAAGAACUAUGUUGCGGGCUUUGCCUCAGGCUUCCAAGGAGGAGUACAGGGUACCCGUGUGUUGUUCAUGCAGUCGGAUGGAGGACUUACCCCAGUGGAUCAAUUUAAUGGAUCGAGAGCAAUUCUGUCUGGUCCUGCUGGUGGAGUUGUAGGGUAUGCCCUAACCACAUAUAAAAAGGAGUCUGACCUGCCUGUCAUUGGUUUUGAUAUGGGAGGGACAUCUACUGAUGUGAGUCGGUAUGCUGGAAGUUAUGAGCAUGUGUUUGAAACUACUACUGCUGGAGUGACAAUUCAGGCUCCCCAGCUGGACAUCAACACCGUAGCUGCUGGUGGAGGAUCCAUGCUUUUUUUCCGGGCUGGUCUGUUUGUUGUUGGACCGGAAUCAGCUGGAGCAGACCCUGGCCCAACCUGCUACAUGAAAGGUGGACCACUGACUAUAACAGAUGCAAAUCUCUGUUUGGGGAGAAUCCUGCCAGAAUACUUCCCAAAGAUCUUUGGCAAGACACAAGAUCAGCCCCUAGAUGAAGGCUUGACGCGGAAAUCUUUCCAAAAGUUGACCAGAGAGGUCAAUGAGUUCCUCUUACACCAACAUGGCACAGAGAAGCACCAGCCAAUGACAGAAGAAGAGGUUGCCAUGGGCUUCAUUCGUGUUGCUAAUGAGACCAUGUGUCGACCAAUCAGAGCUCUUACACAGGCCAGAGGCCAUGACACUUCACGACAUGUGCUGGCCUGUUUUGGUGGGGCAGGGGGACAACAUGCCUGCGCUAUAGCCCGAUCCCUGGGGAUGAGACAGGUGUAUGUACACAGGUAUGCUGGUAUCCUGUCUGCCUAUGGUAUGGCUUUGGCUGAUGUGGUACAUGAGGCCCAGGAACCAUGUGCUGGGAAAUAUGACCAAAGUUCGUUUACUCACCUGGACGGUCGCAUUGAAUACCUGAGUGAAGUCUGUUCACAGGAACUACUAAAACAGGGAUUUAACAGCUCACAGGUAGAGACACACCCCUUCCUACACAUGCGGUAUGAUCGGACAGACUGCGCUCUGAUGAUUUCCUCAGAGGGCUAUCCUCCUGGACCUGGGACUUGUAAAUAUGGUGAUUUCCGUGCAGCAUUUCAGGAAAGGUAUCAGACAGAAUUUGGUUUUACAAUACCUGACCGACCAAUUCUUGUUGACGACAUAAGGAUACGUGGUGUCGGUAAAUCAUUUGUCAGUUUAGAGGAAUCGACAGCGGAGGUGACAGAACCUCCAAGUGUGGAAAAGGUCACCAGCUGUUAUUUCGAGGAUGGACAUUACAACACGAAUGUCUACCUACUGGAGGAUCUUGGGAAGGGUCAUGUGAUCGAAGGGCCUGCUAUCAUUAUGAAUGGAAACAGUACUAUUUUGGUGGAACCAGCUUGCACUGCAUCAAUAACAGAACAUGGGGAUAUCAAAAUGAAGAUUGGAAGUGGAAAGCUACAGGAAAUAGGUCCAGAACUUGAUGCUAUUCAGCUGUCUAUCUUCUCCAACAGAUUCAUGAGUAUCGCUGAGCAAAUGGGACGGGUACUGCAGAGAACAUCCAUCUCCACUAAUAUCAAGGAGCGACUAGACUUCUCAUGUGCCAUGUUUGGUCCUGAUGGGGGACUGGUAGCCAAUGCCCCACACAUACCUGUACAUCUGGGUGCUAUGCAAGAGACCGUACAGUACCAGCUUCGGCAGCUAGGAUCCAGUAUACGUGACGGUGAUGUGAUUCUGUCUAACCACCCCCAGGCCGGGGGAAGUCACCUCCCGGACCUGACUGUGAUCACACCGGUAUUCUAUCAGAAAGUGUCCAAGCCUGUUUUCUUUGUGGCAAGCCGUGGGCAUCAUGCAGACAUAGGGGGGAUAACUCCAGGUUCCAUGCCUCCACACUCCAAGUCUAUCCAUGAGGAGGGAGCAGUGUUCAAAUCCUUUAUGCUGGUGAAAGGAGGAGUGUUCAGGGAGGAAGAGGUGACAGCAGCCCUGAUGGAGCCUAGCAGGUAUCCAGGCAGCAGUGGUACCAGGAAUCUCCAUGACAACCUGAGUGAUCUCAAGGCCCAGGUGGCAGCUAACCAAAAGGGUAUCCGACUCAUCAAUGAACUGAUAGAUGAAUACGGUCUAGAUGUGGUACAGGCCUACAUGGGACAUAUACAGGCCAAUGCUGAGGUAGCUGUACAGGAAAUGUUAUGUGAGAUUGCACGUAAAACCAAAAGGAAGACUGGACAGACAAGGCUGACCGCCGAAGAAUUUAUGGAUGACGGGUCAAGGAUUUCUCUAGAUGUAGAGAUAGAUGAAUCUAAG